Messenger RNA from Cotesia congregata, 474 nucleotides. The record is from the annotation of a GenBank genome assembly. NCBI's taxonomy places the organism in Eukaryota, Metazoa, Arthropoda, Insecta, Hymenoptera, Braconidae.
AUGGUUAUGAGAUUAAGUACUGCUAUCAAACACCUUAAUUAUAGUUAUAAUCGAAAAGUCUACUCAUCGAACAUUUUUAUGCUUAUAAGAAAAAUGGCGUCCGAGGUGGAAAAAGCACAAUCUGCGGUUCCUAGUGAGGAUACAAUUUUUGGAAAAAUUCUUCGAAAAGAAAUCCCCUGUAAAUUUAUUUACGAAGAUGAUAAGUGUGUUGCUUUUCAUGACGUCAACGCUCAAGCACCAACUCAUUUCCUUGUCAUUCCUCGCAAACCGAUACCUCAACUGUCAAAAGCUGCUGACGAGGAUGAACUUUUACUAGGACAUCUUAUGAAUGUUGCUCGAAAAGUUGCUAAACAAGAAGGGCUUGAUCAAGGAUUUCGACUAGUUAUCAAUGAUGGUCAAAAUGGAGCUCAGUCAGUUUAUCAUUUACAUUUACAUGUUCUUGGAGGAAGGCAAAUGCAAUGGCCCCCUGGUUAA